Pieris macdunnoughi is the source of this 1194-nucleotide messenger RNA. The record is from the annotation of a GenBank genome assembly. NCBI's taxonomy places the organism in Eukaryota, Metazoa, Arthropoda, Insecta, Lepidoptera, Pieridae.
AUGGAUUACCCUCACUCGUGUGAUACGUUUGUCGUUUUGCCCCCGCUAACAAAUGAUAAUGGCGUAAUAUUUGGUAAAAAUUCCGACCGGCCGCAGAACGAAGUCCAAGAAGUGAUUUUGGUGAAGAACAGAGUCCGGGAGUCCAAACUUAAGUGUACUUACAUCACAAUAGAUGAAAGUCCCAAUGCGAUUAAUGAUGUAAUGUUAAGUAAGCCAGCAUGGAUGUGGGGUGCAGAAAUGGGUGCUAACAAUAAAAAUGUAGUGAUUGGUAAUGAAGCUGUUUGGACUAACAACAAUGAAGGUGAUGGAGACGCCAGACAGAAAAGGCUAUUAGGCAUGGAUUUAGUCAGGCUUGGUCUGGAGAGAGGGAACUCAGCUGAUGAAGCUUUAGACAUCAUAACAGAUCUCCUUGAGAAAUAUGGCCAGGGUGGUCCAUGUUCAGAGUUUGAUGAUAGCCACUUCUACCACAAUUCUUUCCUCAUAGCAGAUCCAAAGGGAGCAUGGGUACUAGAGACAAGUGGAAAGCUAUGGGCUGCAGAGAAAAUUAAUCAAGGAUACAGAAACAUCUCCAAUGGUCUCACAAUCAAAACCAAAAUUGAUAAACAUUCAGAAAACUUGUUUGACAUUGCUGAAAAAAUGAAUUAUUGGGAUGGAAAAGGAAAACUGGACUUCACGUCUGCAUUUUCCUCUGGUGGUGACGAGAUGCGACAAGCAGAGGGCGAAAGGUUGCUAGGUGCAUUAUCCUCAGGAAAAACCUUUGACAUAAAGGCUAUGAUGAACAUCUUAAGGCAUAAGGACAGUUGUAUAUGCCGAGGAGUUGACGACACUUUUCCAACACAGGGCAGUCAGGUUUCAUCGUUAUCUGCUUCGGGAGUUAGCGUUCACUGGUUUACGGCCACACCUGACCCGAGUGUUUCGUAUUUCAAGCCGUUUAUCUUUACACCAAAUGCGGUGGCUUCCUCUUACACUGUCAGUCCUAAUGAGGCAAACAGAGAACAUUUCCUGUACUCUCUUCACUCGAAAUACGUAUUGAGAACGAAUAACGAGAAAAUUACGGAAAUCCUUAAAGGCGUUGAAGACGAAUGCCUCCAAGAAAUAACAUCGCUGAUACAAAACCAUACAUCAGACGAGACCUCGGAAAUUGACGAACUUUUUAAGAAGUGUAUCGAAACAGAGAUCAAAUUGUAUGGUUAG